Xiphophorus couchianus (Monterrey platyfish) is the source of this 3007-nucleotide messenger RNA. It is a transcript of the gene zdhhc12a, whose product is annotated as zDHHC palmitoyltransferase 12a. The transcript has 5 exons. Gene Ontology annotation, cellular component: endoplasmic reticulum; Golgi apparatus. Gene Ontology annotation, molecular function: protein-cysteine S-palmitoyltransferase activity. The record is from RefSeq and is a predicted model, not a curated record. Lineage: Eukaryota; Metazoa; Chordata; Actinopteri; Cyprinodontiformes; Poeciliidae. Gene Ontology annotation, biological process: peptidyl-L-cysteine S-palmitoylation; protein targeting to membrane. The coding region runs from base 176 to 985 and encodes 269 amino acids.
CAUACCAAAACACGGAAGUAUUUCAACUUAAGGGUUUCCACUGAGGGCUAAUUAGGGAAGCUAGCUCCAAAAUGGGUUCUACGUUUAUUUCGUGGGACAGAUAAAGACGUUUUAUAAUUUCUUUCUUUGUUUUUGUUCAGUCAGGGCCUUACCGAGAGGUCGUGUUGCUGUUAGGAUGGUCCAGAGUCUGUUCCGGUCGGGUUUUCUGGUGCGGGUCGGUCACACUGUGCUUACCUGGGUCGUAACCCUCAUUCUGUUCCUGCACAACACAGAUUUGCGGCGAUGUGAGGAGCGAGGAGAGCUGCUGCUGCCCGCGCUGUUCUUCCUGCUGGUCCUGCUGUCGGUGCUUUUGUACUUCACCGUCUCGUUAAUGGAUCCUGGGUUUGUCCUCACUGACACGUUUAAGGGAGGUCAAGGGUCAGAUGAAGAAAUGGAGUUGAUGAUCCCUCAGCCGUCGAUCCCUCGGCUGCGGCGCUGCGGGUUCUGCCUGCUGCAGCAGCCAAUGAGAGCGAAGCACUGUAAGACGUGCAAACACUGCGUGCGGCGCUUCGACCAUCACUGCCCCUGGAUCGAGAACUGCGUCGGGGAGAGGAACCACCGCUGGUUCGUGGUUUACCUGCUGGUCCAGCUGCUGGCGCUGCUCUGGGCCCUUCACAUCGCUCUCUCGGGGAUUUCUCCCGGCUUGACGUGGGAUCUGUGGUUCCGAGUGAACGGCUUCCUGCUGGCGGCGCUCGCCGUGGUCGGGGUUUUCUCCGGCGUCAUGCUGCUGCUGCUGGGCUGCCACCUCUACCUCGUCUCCAUCAACUGCACCACCUGGGAGUUCAUGUCCCGCCACCGGAUCUCCUACCUGAAGAACUGCGGCGGCGAGGAGAACCCGUUCGACCGCGGCGUUUUCUGCAACCUCUGGGAUUUCUUCUGCAUCUGCAGGACGGUGAUGUGGGAGCAGGUCUACCAGAAAAACGCCACAGAACUCAACGAAUUUUAAAAAGAAGGAAAUAUUGACUUUUUGCAGGAAUAUUUUAGUUAUUUUUGUUAUAAAUUUCUUUUCCAAGGAGCCAAAUUUUCUAUUUAUUAUUCAAAGGGUUCUGAAAAUGAGCAAACAGGCAGCAAAAAUUUUAAAUAAAAAUUAAAAAGUUUUAGAAAACUGUUGAUUAAAAUCACUUUAGGAAGUUACAAGCAAAGCGUUACUGCAAAAACUCAAAGUAUUACCAAGUAUUUUGGGUCUAUUCUACUACAAAUAUGUUAAAAUAAGACAAAACUAACUUAAAAGUAACUUUUCAGCAAGAUAUAGGAGCUUAUGUGUAAGUCAAACAGUAAAAUUGUUUAUUGAGACCAUUUUCAAGUAACACAAUAAUAAUGCAAGUUUGUCCUUUUAAAGAUAAAAAAACCUUUUAUUUUGUCAAGAACAUUUUACACAAGAAUUGGAAAAUAUUUUAAAUAUUCAGAAUAAAAUACAAAUAAAUGACCAAAACCAUUAAUUGAAUAGAUUAUGAAGUUUGUAAACAAAAUAUUCCUUCAAAAAAACUAAAAUUAAGCCUCAGAAUGGAAAUUAUUGAGCUCCUUUUAAUUUAACAUGCAACUAAUUGUUUAUUGCAUAAUAUUUAAAAUAUCUUCCAGAUCAAGUUUUAAGUGUACUUUAAAAAAAUUAAGUUUAUUAAUCUUUGAGAGGGCGAGCUUGCAUUAUUAUGCCAUUAUCUACAUAUUAAAAAUGGCCUCAAAACAUCAAUAUUAUUGUGUAAUUUCUAAAUUGUCCCAAUAAUUUCUGGGACAAUUUAUCGUCCAGUACAAUUUAUUAUUGUGACAGACCUCAUUAUAGCUAAAAUAAGACGUUCUUACAAUAUUCCUUAUAAUAUGGCACAAAAUUUCUUAUUUCACUCGUAGAUUAUUUCACUUAGUACUUUUUCAUCAACAUUACUGACUUAUAACUAACCCCUGUAUCUUGCUGAAAAGUUACUUGUAAGUUAUUUUUGUCUUAUUUCAAGUGUACUAACAUAUUUGCACUAGAAAUUAGACCAAAAAUACUUUGGUAAUAUUUUGUGUUUUUGCUGUACUGACUUCUUAAAUGCCCAAUGACUCAAGUAUUUCUGUGCAGUAUUAUUGUUUUUAAAAAAGCAACUUUAAAGCUUUAAAUUUAUUGUGUGUAAUUGUUGAAAACAAAAACAAAACGUCUCGUUUUUGUUUUCAUCUAAUCAAAACCAAGUUUAAUGUCGAGACCUUUUCCUGUAUUUACAGUUGAUUUCAGGAAACUGUGUGUCUGUACGGAUGGUUUGACGUCAAAACGUGUAUUUUAUAAACACAGCUAAUAAUCUGAUCGACUUUUGGUUCUUCAGAGCGUUAUUUUUUAACAUUUUUCCUGUGAAAAAACAGAUUAUUGGCUUGAAAAAAGCUCCGUAUUUUACUCAGGUCUGCCCAACACUACAGCACUAAAUGCCUUUAAAGCUCCAACUGCUUGUGUUAGUAAUUUAUUUUUUAACUGUUUCACAUGAAAACAAAGAGGCGGACAUGUUUUUUUUUACUGUACUGAUUUGUUUUGUAUUUAUUAAUUACAUUAAAACACAUUUGAUAUGCAUGUUGAGCUCGAGUACAUCUGUACAGACGGACAUUCCUAUUCAGGAUGCUUCACUGACAUUUAAAUACAUUUCUGACAAACAUACACAACAUGUAAUAUUCAGCAGCGGCAGCUUAAAGUGCUACAACAGUUUCCUAAAUGUUUCGCUACAGAUUCCUACGUCAGCUGAACCAAACAGCCAAAAUAUCGACUUUCAGAGGAAUAAAAGAUGUGGAGGUUUUGGUUCAAAGCAGAUGAUUCCUUAAAGAGAACCGCUAACGGAUGAAAAGGAUAAUAUUCGGAAAACUUUAAUCCGAUUUUUGAUUUUCAGGGAUAAUUUCCGGAGUUAAUAUAAACUGACGCGGUUUUGUGCAAAUUUAAUUUAGUAGUAUGAAAACAAGUUGAAAAUAUUAGGGCCAUCCUAAAAAACAAAUUAAAAAAUAAGAUUAAGAGAAUAAA